UGCCCCGUUUCAUGAACUUUGCUUGUCUUUCGAUGAUAAAUGUGUUUUCUUUGUUUGCUUAAGAUAAUGUUAACACUUAAUGCAAGAAGGCUUAAAGAUCUGACACGUUUAACUUAAAGUGUUCAUUAGCUAACUCUAAUUGUUUACAGAGGCAACUGAGGAAACCAAAGGAUAAAAGAAAGAUGCAUGCUUUAUGGAUUAUGGAGUGUUUUUGCUUUUAAAAAUUGAGACUUUCUGUUCUCUGCUAUGGUAUACAAAAUGGGGUUCUUGAAAAAUGGAAAAUUUUGAAUUUAUAUUCUUUGUUUUUUGCAUUUUUUGAGUGGCCAAAGAGGGAAACAGAGUUUGAGUUGGGUUGAGUUGGGUUGGUUGGCCAUACAAGUUAACAGAGUUGGGUUGAGUUGGUUGGCCAAACAAGUUUCCAGUCCUAGUAAAUUUUUGUUUUGUAGUGUGUUGUUUUGCUCCUCUUUUUUUUUUUGGUUCUCUCGCUUUGUUAAUGAUAAUUAUGUAAUAGUUGAUAUCUUUGUUAUAUUCUCUUUUUAAGGCCAUCUUUUGAUUCUGUUUUGACAAAAUCAUACCUUUGUUUCGUCCUUUUUUACUUUUCUGUUUCUGCUUUAUCUCUUCUUGGUUUUCUCUCUAGUGGGAAUUCAAAGUUCUACGUUUCCUCUCUCUCUCUCCCCCCCUCCCCCCCCUCCCUCCCUCCCUCUUUACUUUUAAAUAAUGGUCCAGUCUUAAUUUUGAAUUUGCUUUGAUGGGUUUCUUUUUUUAAGUGGAAACUAAUUGCAAAAUGCAUACUUUGUUCUAUCUUUAAGUCUUUUAUGGACAACCCACCAGAAAUCUGAGGGUUUUAAUUGAGAUUGUGCCAAAUAGUAUACUACUUGUCAACUCUUUGUUUUGAUCUCUUCUUUGGUUCUCUACUCAAGCAUAAAAGGUAAGAAUUCAAGAAUCAUGAAAAUACGUUCAUUUUAUUCUUAUGAUUGUAGUGUAUUUUGAUGUAUUUUACUUGGCAGGACAAACAGGUUUCUUGUUUUCUGAUUUGUUCUUGAAUUUUAUGCUUCUCUCUUUGCUGGCUUCAGUUUUUUAAUUAUUUGUUUGUGGAUUCUUAAGUAACAAGACUUUAACUCUCUAAGUAGUGUGACAAUAAUGUGAAUCCUUACGAAGGACAAGAUAUUAGGACAGCCUUUUAAGAAUAUCCUAUUCCAAGUUGACAUGGAAGAUUAUUAAAUUUGGUUUUGUUUGAUUUGUUGAGAGUUUAGUUACUUGCAGUCAUCUCUGGUUUCUAACGAGGUAUUUAAUUAACAAUCAUUAACUGUUGUCCUUUUGUUUGUGCUCAGCCAGUUUAAUCGUUGAUUUGCGCAAUCACUUAUGGAUUGUAUUUGACCAAGAUUAAAAAGGUCAUGGUUUUCUACACUGGGGUGUACAGUGACUAGUGUGGGAAUCUUUGAUGUUUUGGAUAGUCUUUUUCUUGGUUGACUAGCUAGCAAAAUUCGGAAUUUUAUGCGAGAUCUGUUCUGGAAAUAAGAGGAAGCUUGUCUAUUAAUUAAACCAUAGAUGUCUUUGUUCUGGGAUUGAGCAAAUGGGAGCUUGUGUUUCAACUAGUCGGAGUACUUGCAGCAGUAAGAGCAAUGGAGAGCCAGUUCCUCUGCCUUGCUUGGGGAUUGGUUUUUGCCGGCAAAAGAGAACUAAAAGAACAUUCUCUGAUCAUGUGGUCACACUACAACAUUUACCAUCCAUACCUAACAGGGUUUUCACCAAUGGAAAGAGCCGAACUUCUUGUAUAUUCACACAGCAGGGUCGAAAGGGCAUAAACCAGGAUGCAAUGAUUGUGUGGGAAGAUUUCAUGUCAGAGGAUGUGACCUUCUGUGGUGUUUUUGAUGGUCAUGGUCCUCAUGGCCAUCUAGUUGCCCGCAAGGUCAGGGAUACCCUGCCUGUAAAAUUACAAUCAUUCUUGAACUCUUGUCAGUCAAGGCAAAAUGGGUCAGAUCAAACUUGUUUCAAGGGGAAUUCGAUGAAAUCAGAUGUUGGGGAUUUGGACAAGGAUGGCUCUAUCGAGGAUAAAUUGAACUCUUUAUGGAGAGAAGCGUUCCUGAAGUCAUAUAAGGCCAUGGAUAAAGAGCUGAAAUCCCAUCCGAAUUUGGACUGCUUCUGCAGUGGGAGCACAGCUAUCACUAUUGUGAAACAGGGCUCCAAUCUAUUCAUGGGAUAUAUUGGGGAUUCCCGUGCAAUCAUGGGAUCUAAGGACAGCAAUGAUUCCAUGGUGGCAGUCCAGUUGACCGUUGAUCUGAAGCCUGAUUUGCCAAGGGAAGCUGAAAGAAUUAAGCGGUGUAAAGGUAGAGUGUUUGCAUUGCAAGACGAGCCUGAAGUGCCAAGAGUUUGGUUACCAUUUGAUGAUGCUCCUGGCUUAGCAAUGGCUCGGGCAUUUGGUGAUUUCUGUUUGAAGGAAUAUGGAGUGAUCUCCAUACCUGAGUUUUCACAUCGGACCCUUACAGAGAGGGAUCAAUUCAUCGUUCUUGCCUCAGAUGGGGUUUGGGAUGUCUUGAGCAAUGAAGAGGUGGUUGAGAUUGUAUCCUCAGCUCCAACACGGGCAUCAGCAGCAAGAAUUCUGGUGGACUCAGCUGCUCGUGAAUGGAAGCUUAAAUACCCAACUUCAAAGAUGGAUGACUGUGCUGUUGUUUGCUUAUUUCUGGACGGGAAAAUGGACUCGGAAUCGGAUUAUGAUGAACAAGGCUUUUCCUCAGCAACUCUUGAUCAGAGCAAUCAUUCUGGCAAUGCUGCUGAAUCAGACGAUGGGCAGAAAUCUGAGCCAUGUUUGCAAAGAAAUUUUACAGUUAGAUCAGCAGAAGAAACUGAUACUUAUGGAAGGCAAGCUGUUGAAGUUGAUGGAGAUGGCGAAGCAGUGAAUAAUGCUGAGGAUCAGAGUUGGCUAGGUUUGGAAGGAGUCACUCGAGUGAAUUCACUUGUUCAACUUCCAAGAUUUUCUGAGGAAAGACCAGGCCCAUAAUUUUUGUGGUAUCUACAUAGAUGAAAUGGGGCUGCCAUCAUUGUAAUAUUUUGGCUCUUGAGCCUCAUUAUACUCAGAAAGUUCUCUUGUUCUGGUGGCACAAUGUUUUGAAACUUUGUCCAGGUAAAUUAUUGCCCCGGUCCCUUUUGUUGUAUGUUCACAGAAAUGUAGAAAGACAGCUUUGUUCAGAGGAUUGAACUAAACAUAGCUCUGUCAAUACCACUUUAUCUUCUGUCAA
Messenger RNA from Populus trichocarpa (black cottonwood), 3236 nucleotides. Its product is annotated as probable protein phosphatase 2C 52. The record is from RefSeq and is a predicted model, not a curated record. The transcript has 5 exons. Gene Ontology annotation, molecular function: protein serine/threonine phosphatase activity. NCBI's taxonomy places the organism in Eukaryota, Viridiplantae, Streptophyta, Magnoliopsida, Malpighiales, Salicaceae. Gene Ontology annotation, biological process: protein dephosphorylation. The coding region runs from base 1574 to 2998 and encodes 474 amino acids.